Messenger RNA from Poeciliopsis prolifica (blackstripe livebearer), 5168 nucleotides. RefSeq names its product Krueppel-like factor 15. NCBI's taxonomy places the organism in Eukaryota, Metazoa, Chordata, Actinopteri, Cyprinodontiformes, Poeciliidae. The record is from RefSeq and is a predicted model, not a curated record. Gene Ontology annotation, biological process: regulation of transcription by RNA polymerase II. The coding region runs from base 194 to 1870 and encodes 558 amino acids. Gene Ontology annotation, molecular function: DNA-binding transcription factor activity, RNA polymerase II-specific; RNA polymerase II cis-regulatory region sequence-specific DNA binding. The transcript is spliced from 3 exons.
GCAAAGCUCGUGUGUUGGAGUUGCACUGCCAAUGCGUGCUGUUACGCACAGAAACCUUCGUCCAGGACUGGAGCGCACGCUGUGAAGGAGCGGGGUUUAGUUUCCUUGCAUUGACAGAAAAAAGAAAAGAAUCUUCAUCAACAGCUUGAUCGUCAGAACCCAGAAAAGUCAGCAGCCAUCAAUCCUCACAGGAAUGGUUGAUCACUUGCCACUUGGUGAGGAGACCUUCCUGUAUUAUUCCUGCUCUCCAGGGUCCGACUACGGGUGCCUGUCUCGCCACACCAAGGGUGGUGUUUCGCAGGGCAUCAUGGUGACUGAUGCGGGCACUUAUCAGCACCAGCCUUACCAAGGGCUGAAGCUCUCCUCCUCGCCUUGUCUCUCUGAAGAUGACCUCAGUGACUCCUCCAGCCCACGCUCCUCCCUCUGCUCCAGCCCCGAAUCCACGUCUUCAGCGUCACGGAGUGUUUUUUGCUCUAGCUACGAAAGCAGGAGCAACAGGAGCAGUGGGUGCUCCAACUCGUCAGGAGGAGAGAAUCAAGAGAGUCUUUUGGACCUCCUUCUCUCACAGGCCUCCCUUACAACCUCAUUCAGCUCCAGUUGCGGCAACAUUUCUGUUUCCUCCUCUCUUUCCUUCUCUUCCCCAUCUUCCUCUACCUCCUCCUCUCCAUCAUCCCCUUUCUUACCCAUGGGCCUAGCAUGGGAGCCCAAGAGGGAGCAGAGAAUUGGAGUCCAGCAGCACUUGACCAAAGAGGAGUGCUUUGAGUUCCCAGUUUUCCUUGAUGAGCUGCAGGAUCCUGAAGCACUCCUCUUUCAGCCAACUCUAGAGGAGAUUGAAGAGUUCCUUGAAGAGAACAUGAUGGUAGCAAUGGAGAAGGAAGAGAAUGGGAGUGAUGAGGAAAUGUCACCUCCCAUAUCUAUGUCAGAUGAUACGGAGUCAGAAGGUUCAAUGACACUCGCAGCAAAACCUGAAUCACCGUCCCAGAACUCAGAUCAAACUGUCCCUGUGGCCUCCAAGUCAGAGGCCAAGUAUGCUGCAUGUGCCUCAGAUACAGACAACUCACCAGUGACAGAAGGUGAUGGCUGUGUAAUUACUUCCACUGACAGUUGUGUUGAUGGGAUCAAGCAAGAAGACUGUGGAUCACUGACACCUUUGACACCAGAAAGUGCUACCAUUGCCUCAAGUGUGCCUGUCAUCCUCCAAAUCCAGCCCAUACAGGUCAAACAAGAACCAAAUUCCAGUGCUGCAUCAGACACCAUCCUGGAUCAGUCACAGAAAACCCAUUCCCAACCAACUGAAUCCCCAUCAUCUAUCAAAAUUGCCCAGCUCCUCGUCAACAUCCAGGGACAGACAUUUGCUUUAGUGCCUCAGUUGCUUUCCCCUGCAUCAACUAACUCAGGCAAAACAGGGAGCGCUGCUCCAUCCAAAUUCGUCCGAAUUGCACCAGUGCCUAUUGCAGCCAAGCCCAAUGGGCUUGGGGAAGCGACAUUAGGUCUAGGAGGUUCAGCGGCGGGCGUCCUUUCUGGAGGUCAGCGGUACCAGAAGAGCACAGUGGCAGACCUCAUCAAAAUGCACAAGUGCACAUUUCCUGGCUGUAAUAAGAUGUACACCAAGAGCAGCCACCUCAAAGCACAUUUGAGAAGACACACAGGGGAGAAACCCUUUGCAUGCACAUGGCCUGGCUGUGGAUGGAGGUUCUCCCGGUCCGAUGAGCUGUCAAGGCACCGCCGCUCCCACUCCGGUGUGAAGCCGUACCAAUGCAUCGUUUGCGAGAAGAAGUUUGCUCGCAGUGAUCACCUGUCAAAACACCUCAAAGUCCACCGCUUUCCCCGAAGCAACAGGACAGGACGGUCUGUAAAUGGACCCCUCUGACCCCUGACGUGACGGAGUGACGCUCAGCGGAGGAGACGGCAGGAGGGCUGGAUGUCUGUGACGAAAGACUGAGGAGGACAGUCCAAACACCCUUAAAAGGCCUCACUAAAGAGCUGCAUGCGCGUGUGACGCGCUUUCAUGGUACUGUGAUAAUUUAUUGGUAACGAGGAGAAGACUGUAAAAAACUAAACAGGAAAUUGUUACUUGACGCACCAAUGUCACAGGUGGAAUAAGCUUUUAUCAUAUAGAAAUUUUAUCCUCAAAUCUUUUAGCUUAUCUGUUUAGAAGACAAAUUUGCUAUUUUUACACUUUUAAGAGCAUUUUAUGAACAAAUCAUCCAUAUCAAUCUUUUUUUCUUCAGUCUCUGAAGAAUGUUCUACUUUUUUAAGUUCCUCCCUUUUUUACCUUUCUGGUAAUUGUUUUUUUUUUUUUUUUUUUUUUUUUUGAAAAGGAAAACAAAUUAUUGUCCAACAACGUGAAAAUGGAGCCUAAAUAUAACAGGAUGAUACAGCAGGCUUGGAUGAAUUCUUUCUCAAGAAUGUCAAAGUAGCAGAUGCAUCAACAUUCCUCAAGCUUUAAAAAGGUUUCUUUGACGCCCCAGAGUCUCAAAAUUGGAAUAAAAAAUGUUGACAAAGCUCCAAAACAUAAUAAAUCUCGGUUACAUGUUGAUUUACUGCUCUCCAUCGUAAAUAAUCACACUGUGUAAUUAGCACUGGCACACAGGAAAUCUUCAGUGGUCUGUACCAUGGGAGAAUCUCUGAGUAAAUUGUCUUGUUUUACUGAGUCAGUUCUGAUGUUGAUUCUCCUCAAAACCCUUGUAUCAGAUUGAAACCUAUUUUGAUGGACGACUGUGACUGGAAGCUAAAGCUAACAGUGGAUUCUAAUGGUCCUGUGUGUCUGCAGCACAACUUCUGUUUUACAACUUGAUAUUUUGCCAUAUCAUUCAUAUCUUUAUGUAAUUUCAUUUGGUGAAAUAGCAGUAGACCUAAUCUGAAUAAGCUGAAACAAAGUUUGUUUGUUUUUUUUCUCUUCCACUGCCAAAAAAAAAUAAGAUUUUGAAUGUGAACACCAGUAUUAUUUAUGUUGUCUGACUUAGAAAUCACCCCAGGUUGUCAGAGGAAAGGUGAUCUGUGGCGUAACUGUCUAAGGAAGACUUUAAGAAAAAAGCUGGGCAAGAUACUGGGCCAUUAAAAAAAAUACUGGAAAGUUCAAAAGAUGUAAAGUUCAUAUUUUCUAAAGUGAGUUUCUAUUCAGUGUUAGUUUCCUUUCCCUCAGUAGAAACUCUACAAGAAACUUGUAAAAUGUUUCUACAAACUGAAAUGAACAGAGACUCAGACUGGAGGAAGACUAAGAGUCAAACGGACCUUUUAGCGAGCUCGGUAUUUUAAAAACCCAAACAGGAAAUGUCCAGAGUGACUUGGUUGCCAGGCUGUCAGCAGAAAAUAACCUUCAACACCUUCAAAGAGACAUUCAACUGAGACUCAGCAACAAACUUUACAACACUCUCUUGUGAAAUAGUUGAUUUUUAAGAUCUAUAGAAAAUCACAUCUUGUAUAUUUUCAGGUUCAGUUAUUUGAAUAAAAUGAGAUAAUUAGCAGCUUUCAUUAUCUUUAUGAUUAUCAGGAUCUUUUCAGUUUUUACACCGUUGUUGCAAUUCAGGAACUUUCUGUUGAAUCUAUUGUUGUUAAUAGCUGAAGAAUCCUAGAGAAACAAGGCAACUGUCUGGUUUAAACCAGGAUCAUUUUUUGGGAAAAUUUGUAAUGAUGCACCAAUCAUUUUGGUAAUUUGGUUCAUAUCAAUUAAUCUGAGAUCUGACCUGCAGAUUCCAAUAUUUACUAAUUGCAAUUUUCUAUUAUUAGUAGGUCUUAAACAUAAAAAAAAAACAGAAACGCUGCAAAGAGAGUAAUUUUAAAACACAGAAAAUGAAGACAUUAGAGGAGUAUUCUCAUUUAUUUAUCAAACCACAUUUGAAUAACAUUCAGCUGAUUCUUAGUAAAGUACAUGCUGUGUUUUGAUGCAUUUACUGAUUGAACAUAGUGGGAAAUUUUACUUUUGGUGUAUUUUAUGGGCACGACAUGAAAAUUUAGAACCUUUGGUACUGAAUCUUAGUAAUAAUCAUGGAAAAAUGCCUGAUGUCAACUACUGAAACUUGGACUGGCAGACAGUUAAUAAUAAAAGUCCAAUGUCUUGUUCAUAAACCAUUAGUAGAGUCACUUUAAUUUGUGGAGUGUUUGGGCUCAUCUUGAAAAAAAUUCAAAGAAACUUGAAAUGAACAAAUUCAACUGGAUUGUUUUUUUUCUAAUUGGAUUUGUUGAGACUGGAAGUUAUUGCAUCAUGUAACUCACCCAUUGUUUUCAUCAAAGCAGAGUUGGGUAAACAGAAAAUAAAAAGCAUCACUGAAACACUAUCCUCAGUGUUGAACAUGUCACAUAUCUAUCUGCCUUUGUCCUUUUCUUUAGGGGAACAGUGUUGGGCUUUUUGCCACGUCACAUCUUCCUAAAAAUUAAGUUUUCCUCUUUCUUUCCUUCGCCUCUGUACGAUGCAAAGUAUCUCUUCAUCUCAGCUGAACUUAAGCCAAAUGUGCCACAGCAAGGCAGGAGUCGGUUUCUCUGACAUGAAUGUGACAGGUGUCAGCGUUUUUUAAUCACAUUUAAAACAAUGAUUGUUGAAAAGUAAAAUGAUGUGUUUUUUUUGUGUUCAUUUUCUCAGUGAUUGACGGAUCUAAUUGAAUGUUCAGCAUGUAGCCCUGGAUGCUGUAUGUAGAAAGUGUAUUUGCUCUGUCAGGCAUUCCUUCCAUGCACACAGAAGACACACUUUUCUGAAUGUGUAUUAUAGAUGUGAUCCAUGAAUGUAUGUAAAUAAUGUACAUGCAUCAGAAAGGACAACUGCUUGUAAUGAUAUCUGUGAUUGUGAAAGAUUUUUUUUUUGUGAAAAUGUAGAGAAACUGUACAUAACAAAAUAUUUCGAAUAUAAAAAUAUAUAUGUAUAUUGUAAAAUAAGGAGAAUAUUUUUUUUUCUGGUGUUCCCAGACCACAUAUGUUAAAGUAGCUCAGUGAAUAUGUCAGGAUACAGUUUCAGAUUUACCUGGACAUCUAUUUUUCCAAAAACAUAUUUUUACCAAAGUCAUAUCAGCUGGUGAAAUAGCAGCUUCUACAUGAUGCAUCAUAAAAUAUCUCCUGAGUUGUUUACAAAAUGUGGUUUGUACACACUAAAAAUAAGAAUUUACUCAAAUUCUUAUAUAUUUUUUGCUUUGUUCUACUAUGUAAAACACAUUUACAAUAAAAUUAUAAAGCUUAAA